Oreochromis aureus is the source of this 3715-nucleotide messenger RNA. It is a transcript of the gene n4bp3, whose product is annotated as NEDD4 binding protein 3. Bases 475 to 2409 code for a protein of 644 amino acids. The record is from RefSeq and is a predicted model, not a curated record. Lineage: Eukaryota; Metazoa; Chordata; Actinopteri; Cichliformes; Cichlidae. Gene Ontology annotation, cellular component: cytoplasmic vesicle. The transcript has 11 exons.
CAGGACAGGCGCAUGUUUCCCUGCCUGUCGUGUUUUCCCUCUUUCUGCUCUCCGCUAUUCAAACCUCUGCGAGGGAAACCACACAGUCCCAGUCUGAACUCCACUCUCUCCACGCCGGUCGAUCGCCAAAGUACUGGAAAAUACCCCCGGGGAGCCACCUUUUUUCUUUUUUUAAAAAUCUUUUUUUCCUCCCUUCUUAUAAGCACCGGGAUACAGAACUGCAGCAGAGUGGCCGUGCUGGUUCCAGAGAUGUCCUGCAUGCGGAAUAUGGUCAGUGGCUGAAGCAGUUUCCUCUUUAUCCACGCACCUCCCAGCUGCCAUCGCAGGCUGGGAAACACGAGUCAUGUGAUGUCAUCAUCAGUAGCGCGAGCGUGACAGAGAGAAACAGGGCGUGCAUGGGAUCAGGAGCAGAGAAGUGAAGUUUCAGGUGGACAAACACAGAGCACCUUCUCUCCCCACUGUGACCUGUAAUCAAUGGCAACCUCGGUCCAGACUCUUCCUCUGACCCGUGGCCCCAGCAAAAACUUCCGCGACCCCUGCCCAGCCCCGCCCCUGUCCCCGCGGUGCGGCAUGGGAAGUGUAGGCAGUCUGGUGGAGAGGCCGGAUGUUUCUCCGACUAAAGGCAACCGAGCAGUGCCCCAGGUGAGACCGAAACACAGCAACGGGCUCUUGAAGAAAGGCUUCACCCAGAGAGAGCUGCUCAACUACCUCAACAUCAACAGAAAAGAGCCUAAAGCGAGCCCGAGCAGCGACGGCAAGAAGGACAUUAUCUCGGGCCUCAGCGCUGUCAGUGCACGGGAGGAGGAUAACGUUUAUGCUAAGGUUUACCAUAAGGAUGGCACUGAGGUAGAUCUUACAAAGAACUCACUGCCAAGCGCGGGCAAGUACGAAAAGGCACGUUUGAGGUCUUCGGCCUUUAAGCCUGUGACCCCCAAGAACUUUAGCUCAAUGCAAAAUCUCUACCCGUCUUCCAAAUCAGAGGAUGUGGAUCAUGGCCUCUCCAACGGCUUGCACAGAGCGUACGCCCAUGUUCCCAAAGCUGUCUCCACCUCGUCUUCUUCUUCCUCACCGUCACGUCACGGAGGACCGGCGUCAGCCGGCAACAAGGCCCUCUCCUCGGUGUGUGGGAUGGGCCAGGAAGAUGACAACUUGUCAGACUCGGGCCAUAACUCCAUGAGCAGCCUGCCGCCGUACCGACCUCCCUUCCGCCCACACCUGGCUCACAUCAGUGCAUCUAUGGGCCACAUCAAUACCAUCGGCUCCCUGGACCGCACCUCUCUGGGAAUGAAGGCUGUGGGGUCAGGGGGCGUGCCUAUUGGGGAGAUGGCGUGUCGAAGCAUGGCUACUCUGAGCCGUAUUGCUCCAUAUAGCGUGGAGGCUCCACCUCCUUAUGAAUGGACGCUCUCCCUGUCUGUGGAGGAGGUGGUGCGGGAUCUGGAGGAGCGCCUGGUGGAGAAAGAGCAUGAACUCAAGCAAAUGAAGAGAAACCUGGAUGAGAGCGAGGGCGCCAUCGCACAGGUGUUUGAAGGGAAGCAGCGUCUGUGGGAGAAGGAAGUGGAGGAGCUGAAGCGCCUGUAUGCUGCUAAGCUGCGUCAGGUUUCCCAGCAUGCCCAGCGUUCCCAGCGCAGCCUGCAGUUGCAGCUGUUUAAGGUCCAGCAGGAGAAGAACCGGCUGCAAGAGGAGCUUGACGGCAUGAGAAAGGAAAUGUGCCGGGAUGCUGGAGCAGUGCCCAGGCGAACCAGUCCGACCCUGGAGGAGACGCAGUGGGAGGUUUGCCAGAAGUCGGGGGAGAUCUCCUUGUUGAAGCAGCAGCUGAGGGACUCCCAGGCAGAGGUAACUCAGAAGCUGAGUGAGAUCUUCCAGCUGAAGACAGAGCUCAGGGAGACGCGAACAGAGCUGCGCAACAGGGAACGCCAGAUAGAUGCUUUAAAGCUUGACCUGCAGGGGACACAGCGUCACAGACGACCUUCUCAGGCUGCACACGAAGACGAAAAAGAAACUGAAGAGAAUCCAUCUGCUCGGGCGAUAGGAGGAUGCGGGGGCCCCACAGAGGAGCGUCUGCGCGCAGAACUGCUGCUGGAGCGACGCCAGAGCGAGGCCCAGGCCAUGGCUUUCGAGGAAGAGAGGCACACGUGGCAGAUGGAAAAGGACAAGGUCAUCCGCUACCAGAAGGAGCUGCAGGCCAGCUACUUAGACAUGUACCACCGCAACGAAGCGCUCGAGAGGGAAGUGCAACACCUGCGGGCGAGCAGGGAGCAACAAGGUGGAGGAGCAGGCGGAGGAAGCAGAGAUGGCACUUUGGAAAAGGAAGCGCCAGAGCUGAGGAAAGAGAGAGCAGGUGACAAACAAGAGGACACACCUUCCCCUGGUCUGCCGUGGAUAGAGCGGAUCGAAUCGUCGGAAAUUUGACUGUGACCUACUUGUUUGCAAUGCAAAGUAUGUGCUAUGGAAGGUCAUAUCUGCCAGUACAAGGGAAAAAAUCAAAUGAAUUGAUGUUGCUGUAACAGAUAGUCAAAACUGUGAGAUAAUAAGCAAAGAUUUACUGUUAAUAAUAAUAAUAAUAAAACUAAAAGACUUGUGCCAAAAUAAAGGAGAAAUAAUUAAAAAUUUUGAUUUAACAAGUCAAAACUGUAAAAUUAUUAGUCAGAUUUUCUACUUGGUGUGUAACCUAAUUUUUGACUUGGACUGUAAGUCCAAAAACAUGUGAUACCAAACAUUCAGUCCAAAAACAAGCAUCAUAUGCUACUGUGUCAAAGUGAUGAUCAUCAAAAAAGACAAAAAUAGGUCAAAAUUUAAUUUAAAGUGCUAUAUUUAAUUAUCAAAUCAAAAUUUAUAUCUAUUAUCCCAAAUUAAGUAAGUCAACCUGGACUUACUGAUGAGUCUAUUUAUUUUUUAGCAUAAUUAGCUUUUCUUUGAUUUUUUCUUCUUUUCCUGUACAGAAGGGUCUUCCACAGACUGCUCACCCUUCUUCCAUCUCUUCCACUUCACCUUUUCCUGCUAAAGCUGGGCCCCCAACCUCACACAGAGCCAAGUGAUACUGAGGUUCCUCUAUCCUUAUUGUGUCAACGCUGUAAAAGAAAAAAUACAGCCAAGCACCUAAACGGUCCAACUUAAGACUUUUUAUUGAUAAACCUGUAAAUGAGCAAAUUGACAUGAUGAUUGUGACUGCUUUGUGUUUAUUUGGUUUGAGCCUGACCGAUUAUACAGUAGUUAACAUCUCACAGCCUCUUCAGUGUUUGCAGACCAUCUAUAAAUUCAGGGUUCACCUGGACUCUUGGAGCAAACAGCUUCUUUGGGUUAAUUAUGAAGAAUGGUGCCAAGGCAGAGAAAACUGUGCAUAGUAAACUGGAAAUACUCACCUUACUUCCUUCACUUUCCAGACAGGUGAGGUUUAUAUAUAAAUAUGUAUUUUGUACAUAACUGUAAUUUUUAUUUGCCAUGGUACUUUAAGAGCACUGUCGUCUUAAAUAUGCAUACUUUGACAAAAUCAAUCGGUAGAUGCAUUUAUGAUUGCCCUGCUUAUUUGGUGCGAUUUGUUGCACAAACCCAGCACAUAACAUCAAAUGCAUGCCCGUAGUGAAAAAACGUCCUCUGGUGUUGUUAUUAUUGAUAUUAUAAACAUUCAAAAACCAGCUCUCAUUUGACCUUUCCGCAUACUGUGACUCACGUCUAUUUACUGGAAUUAAAACUGUACAGUAUAAAGAUUUGUUUUCUG